Notodromas monacha is the source of this 948-nucleotide messenger RNA. The record is from the annotation of a GenBank genome assembly. Lineage: Eukaryota; Metazoa; Arthropoda; Ostracoda; Podocopida; Cyprididae.
AUGUUCGUUUUGCCUCGAUUGGAUUGCUUUGAUGAGAUGUGCUUGUUGAUUCAAUUGCAGAUAAAUGUGAAAGGCUGCGUGCUUACACGAGGCUGUGAUCCAGGAAAAUGGUAUGUUCAGAAAUUCCGAUUCUGCGGCGACCUCGACUGUCCAGACUGGAUUCUGGCUGGCAUUUCAGCGCUUAGUGGAGUGUCUUCUAUAAAAGUGAAAACCAUGGGAGCUGCUGUCAUUAGUGGUCUUCUUGGAGACAACUUCGAUAUUGAGAAAGUUAGGAAACAGUGGCCAGCAAAAGCAGCAGGGGAUGCCUCUGAUGGAAAAGACGGGGAAAUUGACAAAGAGCUGAGCCUCUGUUGCAGCACAUUGGAGUUUAUUUUUCAUUCAGCUGCGAAAAAUGCGGUAGAUUUGAAAGUCCUUGGUGAAGAACUGCAACAGCUUGGUCUCCCGAAAGAGCAUGCGACAGCCUUGAGUAAACUGCAUUCCAGCCACGGAGACGAUUUGAAGUCCUUUUGCAAUCAGAACUCCCUCAGAGUAAAUCCAUUCCACGGAAUCGAGUGGAAAGUGGUGAUGUCACCUGGGGAAGGUUGCGAAUGGGACUCAAGAGCCGUUGUAAACUUUCUCACGGAAGACCAACGUUCUAGUGAAAAAGUCCGCAAUAUCGUCUCGUUGGACCAACUGCAGUUAAGAGCUCUAUUAACUGUCGAUCGGGAUUCUUUUCUUUGCCAUGGAAAGAUUUUAGGAGGGUCAGUGUUCAAGGGCGUUUUCACAAAAAUCGCAAAGCUUACCCGAAAUCUCGACAGUCGCGAACGCCACCGUGAGGAGAGGAGCGGAAGUAUUUCUGAGCAAAUCCCACACUUGCAACGUGCCAUUCGUCAUCCCCAGAACGAAAGUGGAUCCUGCGGUACCGUGGGUUCGCCGCCGUCACUGCUAACGAAGGAGAUCUCAGCCUGA